CGUUCCCUCGCUGCCUCACACGAUGCCUGAGGGCGUAGGACCUGGCUAAUACCUGGACGCCUCGCUCUGCCCUGUCUGUGUGAACUCGUCUAUUCCUUGGACCAGCGUGUUCUGGCAUGUUCUGUUUCUGCCUGCAGAGUUCGCUGCUGAAGCUCCAGGCUCUGGAGGUGGAGGGGGGGCCGUCACAGGGGUCAUCCCCGGAGGACAGCCCCCCCGCCCUGGGCAGCAAAGAGCCGAGGAGCCCUGGAGGUCCAAACGAGCUUGGAGGGAAGACCCAGGCUGUGUGUCACCACGUCCCCACGGACGAGAACAGCCCUCCAGAUGUGCUGGCGGUCCUGUCCAGAGCUCCACUGUCCCCCCGUCACCAGCCCUUCGCCUCCAUCCAGCCCUGCCAGCAGCCCCUCACCCCUGACGGAGCGCUGCCGUCCAGCCCCCACCACUCACCCUACACCACCCCGAGGAGGAGCCCGGGGAGUGAGGGGGGAGGAGCCGGGUCAGAGGGAGGUGGAGGAGGUGCGCUCCUCCAGCUGCUGGCAGGAGGUGCCAGCCCUUUGCCCUCCCCCCGCUGCUCCAGCCCCAGUCUGAGGUUCAACUCCGACCCGGAUUCGGCUCCAUCACCGCCCUCCAGCCAGCAGUACAUCCUGUGUCGGGGCCGGGGGGACAGAGAUGAGGGGGCCGAGGACGAGUACCCCCCCUCGAUCCCAUUCCUGACCCGACACAUUCAGAGCCUGAAAAAGAGGGUCCGCAGGUUUGAGGAGCAGUUCGAGUUGGAGAUGAAUUACAAGCCUUCCUAUAAUGAUAAAUAUUCGAACCCUGAGAUGGUGCGGGUGAUGAAUGAACUGGCCAAAGCUCGGAAGCAACUCAAAGAGCUCCGACUCCGCCAGUCAGUGUUCGAGUCCGAGGAGCAGGAAACCACUGACGUGUGCAGGUACGGCUCCAGUCAGCAAGGUGCACCGGAUCACAAACCGCUUCUGGAGGAGACAGUGGAGUCACUGUUCAGACGGCUGAAGGAGAAGAGACAAGCUCUGGGUCUGCCUGACAACAUGAAGGAGAUGACUCAGGCUCAGAUGGUUCUGGAGAAGAUCACUCUGCAGAAAUGUCUGCUGUACUUAGAGAGUCUGCAUGGGCGACCGGGGAACAAACAGGAGAGGAACCUUGUGAAACCUCUUUAUGACCGAUACCAGAUGAUCAAACAUCUUCUUUGUGCAAGUCCCACCUUCUUCACGAUAGAGGAAGAAGAGGGCUCUGAUGAAGACUCCAUGACGGUGGGAAACGCUCCCGUCCAGCCUCCUCUCAGAGGGAUCCGCCCGGUGUCGAGCGAGUACGACAGCGACCACGACAGCGACCCGGCCUUCGUGUCCCCGAUAGACGAGGUGAAAGCAGUCCGUCAGCAGGCGGCGCUCACCACCGAGAACCUGCACGAGGCCUCCAGAGCUCAGCUGCUGGUGAGUCUGAGAGAAACCAGAGAGGAGAAAAAGAGGAGGAGGAAGACUCUGCGAGAGUACGAGGCGGAGUUCCUCCGUCAGACCGGGAGGGUCUGUCAGAAGGAAGACCGCUCCCCCAUGAAGGAGGACUAUCAGGAGUACAAGCAGCUGAAAGCCAAGCUGCGUCUCCUCGAGGUUCUGCUCAGCAAGCAGGAGGUCACCAAACCCAUGUGAAGACCUCCUGCAGACCUCCUGCAGACCUGCAGACUGCCCUUCAUCCAUCCAGUGCAGUAGAACACCUGCAUUCCAUGAGGAGUCCAGCAGAGGGCGCUUCAGUUCACAGUAACUUUCAGUGGAACCAGUGUCGCUCCAAACACUGCACCUCUUCGCCUCCUG
Molecule: messenger RNA, 1820 nt
Organism: Salarias fasciatus (jewelled blenny)
Lineage: Eukaryota; Metazoa; Chordata; Actinopteri; Blenniiformes; Blenniidae
Product: protein FAM13C-like
Exons: 11
Coding region: 117-1658 (513 amino acids)
Source: RefSeq, a predicted model, not a curated record